Molecule: messenger RNA, 3053 nt
Organism: Drosophila hydei
Lineage: Eukaryota; Metazoa; Arthropoda; Insecta; Diptera; Drosophilidae
Product: glycine dehydrogenase (decarboxylating), mitochondrial
Exons: 7
Coding region: 25-2982 (985 amino acids)
Biological process (GO): glycine decarboxylation via glycine cleavage system
Cellular component (GO): mitochondrion; glycine cleavage complex
Molecular function (GO): pyridoxal phosphate binding; glycine dehydrogenase (decarboxylating) activity; glycine binding
Source: RefSeq, a predicted model, not a curated record
UGAGUACUAUAUAGACUGAUCAGAAUGCAACGGAUUGUGUCGAAACGCAGCUGCAGCUUAAUGCUGAGGCUACACAAUCGCUGUCUGGCCACAAAACCCGUGGGCGAUGUGCUCUUCCCUACCAAAUCUGAUUUUCCCAGUCGCCACAUAGGACCACGCAAGACGGAUGUGGUUGCCAUGCUGGACACGCUGGGCUUUAAGUCCUUGGCAGAGCUCACCGAGAAGGCGGUGCCACAGAGCAUACAGUUGAAGCGGGAUCUCAGCCUGGACAAGCCUUUGAACGAGCACGAGCUAAUACAACGCAUUCGGGACAUCUCGCUCAAGAAUCAGCUGUGGCGCUCGUACAUCGGCAUGGGCUACCACAACUGCCAUGUGCCCCACACGAUAGUGCGUAACAUUUUCGAGAAUCCCGGCUGGACCACACAGUACACGCCCUAUCAGCCGGAGAUCGCUCAAGGUCGACUCGAAUCGUUGCUCAACUAUCAGACGCUUGUUACCGAGCUCACGGGCCUGGACGUGGCGAACGCCUCGUUGCUCGACGAGGGCACAGCUGCUGCAGAAGCCAUGUGCUUGGCCAACAGGCACAACAAGCGAAGGAAGCUCUACCUGUCCAACAAGGUCCAUCCCCAGACUCUGGCGGUGGUGCAGACGCGUGCCGAUGCCCUGGAGCUUGACAUUGUUGUGGGUCCCAUCGAGCGUGCAGAUCUGCGCAGCCGUGAGCUGUCCGGCAUCUUGUUGCAGUAUCCCAAUACGUACGGCGACGUCAAGGACUUUGAGGACAUCGCGGCUCUUGCACGCAAAAAUGGCACCCUGGUGGUGGUGGCCACCGAUCUGCUGGCCCUCACGCUGCUGCGUCCGCCCGCCGAGUUCGGCGCGGAUAUUGCCAUCGGCACCUCGCAGCGUAUGGGAGUGCCGCUCGGCUACGGCGGCCCACAUGCCGGAUUCUUUGCCUGCAAGCAGAGUCUGGUGCGCCUGAUGCCGGGUCGCAUGAUUGGGGUAACGCGCGACAUGGAUGGCAACGAUGCCUAUCGCUUGGCCCUGCAGACGCGCGAGCAACACAUACGACGCGACAAGGCCACCAGCAACAUUUGCACUGCCCAGGCAUUGUUGGCCAACAUGUCUGCCAUGUAUGCCAUUUACCAUGGCCCGGAGGGUCUCAAGGCCAUUGCCAAUCGCAUUCAUCACUUUGCGCUGACACUACAGACGGGUCUGCUCGAAGCUGGACAUGAGGUGGUCAACAAGAAUUUCUUUGAUACGCUGCACGUGAGACUCUCAGCUGAUCUCUCGCUGGAGGAACUCAAGGAACGCACUGAACUCAAACACAUCAAUUUGCGCCAUCUGCCAGAUGGCACAGUGGGCGUGGCUUUGGAUGAAACGGUUAGUGUGGCAGAUGUGAACGAUUUGUUGUGGUCCUUUAAGGCGCCAUUAACGUUGGAGGAGUUGUUGGCACGCAAGGACGUGCUGAAGAACUCCAUUGAGAACUCCAAGUUCUUGCGCACCUCGCCCUACCUGCAACAUCCCAUUUUCAACAGCUAUCACAGCGAGUCCCGCAUGGUGCGCUACAUGAAGAAGCUGGAGAACAAGGACAUUUCGCUGGUGCACUCUAUGAUUCCACUUGGCUCCUGCACCAUGAAGCUCAACUCUACCACCGAGAUGAUGCCCUGCUCGUUCCGACAUUUCACGGAGCUGCAUCCAUUUGCGCCGGUUGAGCAGGCUCAGGGCUUUCAUCAACUGUUCAAAGAACUGGAGCAGGAUCUGUGUGAGAUCACCGGCUAUGAUAAAUUCUCGUUUCAACCCAACUCUGGUGCCCAAGGCGAAUACGCCGGCUUGCGUGCCAUCAGAAGUUAUCAUGAACACCGCAACGAGGGCCAUCGCAACAUUUGCCUGAUUCCCAUUUCCGCGCAUGGCACCAACCCAGCCUCCGCUCAAAUGGCUGGCAUGAAGGUGGAGCCCAUACGCAUACUCUCGAAUGGUUCCAUCGAUAUGGCCCAUCUGCGUGAUAAGGUUGCGGAGCAUUCCAAGGAGCUGUCCUGUCUAAUGAUCACAUACCCAUCGACCAUGGGCGUUUUUGAGGAAACGGUAGCGGAGAUCUGCACAUUGGUGCACCAGCACGGUGGCCAGGUGUAUCUAGAUGGUGCCAAUAUGAACGCUCAGGUGGGUCUGUGCCGGCCCGGCGACUAUGGCAGCGAUGUCUCCCAUCUGAAUCUCCACAAGACUUUCUGCAUACCACAUGGUGGCGGUGGGCCUGGUAUGGGGCCCAUCGGAGUCAAAGCCCAUCUGGCACCGUUUUUGCCUGGCCAUCCACUUGUCAGUCCGCUCGCUAGCGAGGAGCACAGCUUUGGGGUCGUCUCAGCAGCACCCUUUGGCAGCUCGGCAAUACUGCCGAUCUCAUGGUCGUAUAUUAAGCUCAUGGGCAGUCGUGGAUUGAAGAGAGCUACCCAAGUGGCCAUACUGAAUGCGAACUACAUGUCCAAGCGUUUGGAGCAACACUACAAAACACUGUACAAGGCGGAGAGCUCGCAGCUGGUGGCCCAUGAAUUCAUACUGGACAUACGUGAUCUUAAGAAGACGGCCAAUAUUGAGGCAGUCGAUGUGGCGAAACGUCUAAUGGAUUAUGGUUUCCAUGCACCGACCAUGUCCUGGCCAGUGGCUGGCACGCUGAUGAUCGAGCCAACAGAGUCCGAGGACAAAGAGGAGUUGGAUCGCUUCUGUGACGCAAUGAUAUCCAUACGGGAAGAAAUUUCGGACAUUGAAGAAGGACGCAUGGAUAAAACAGUCAAUCCCCUAAAAAUGGCCCCCCACACACAGGCCCAAGUUAUAUCGGACAAAUGGAACCGUCCCUACACACGUGAACAGGCUGCCUUCCCGGCGUUGUUCGUGAAGCCGGAUUCUAAAAUUUGGCCCACUGUAGGAAGAAUCGACGAUGCCUACGGCGACAAACAUUUGGUGUGCACGUGCCCGCCCAUUCUACCAGACUUGUAAUAGCCUUGUACAAUGUAUAAAUAUCUACCUAUAAGAAAACCCAUUUAUCAAGUAAUAAACUGUAUAUAUAA